AUUUUUUCUGGGAAAUAUUUAAUUUUUGUACUAAAGUUUAAUUGAUUGCGAUAUUAGUUUAAAACGAUUCAUUGAUUCGAGUGAAAUAAAAUAAUUGCUUUGUGGAGGAAAACGACUUUUCUCCUUUUUUGAAUACAGAAAAAAAAUAAGGAAAAAGAGAGGAUCGAGGACGAAGAAGAAGGUGAACGAAAGGUGAACAAGAAGGAGGAAGUGUGCCUCACCACCCGAGUGUGAUAUAAGAGUGAGCGAAGGAAAAGCUGUGAUAUUUUAGGUUGUUACAUAUUUUCGCAAAAAUAAAGGAAAGAUUUUUGCGUGGUGAAAAAUUAUUUUACUUCUCGUGCCCGACUGAGAGUGAAAGGAAAAAGCGAAAAGUAAAAAAUAAAUAAAUUGUGUUUGACCCCCGGCAGGUCCAACGGUUCAUUUCCGUGUGUUGAAGAAAGCAAGUGAGACACAAUGAGUCCGAAGCCACACGAUUUCCAGGUGACCCUGGUCCGUAACUCGCCACAGAUUCCGUGGGGAAUCCGGGUCGUCGGAGGCACAGAUCUCAAUGCACCGUUGAUUGUCACAAGGGUCCAGGUAAACACCCCGGCCCAGAAGGAGCUGCUCCGCGGGGACAUCAUCACCAAGAUCGAUCAGUACGAUGCGCGCGAUUUGACGCACCACGACGCCCAGAAUCUGUUCCGCGAUGCCGGCAACGAGAUCAAGGUGACGAUCCGCCGCGACGACCAGGUGGCGCUGCACCAGAGCGCCCACGCCGAAAAUGGGGGCCGGCUAUCAGCCUCGUCGUACAGUCCGGCCACGCUCAGCCCGGUUCCGCCGGCGCACAGUGCCCAGCCGUUCCGUCCGUACGAGUCGCAGCAGGAGCAGAAGCCCCAGCAGCAUCAGAACUUCCCGCCGCCGGAUCCGACCCCGAUGCUGCCAAGAGUUGCCUCACCGCUGCCCCACGGUCCCCAUGCCUACGCCGCGGCCUUGGAGCACCCGAUGGAGACGUUGCCGCACACGGUGUUCCCGAAGCUGGACGCUUCCGGCGCGUACCAGCUGCCCAAGAGUCCGUACCCACCGGCGGCUCCCGGUUACGAGGAGGGUGCCAACGAGGCGAUUACCAAUCAGCCGUACCGUACCACUCCGCUAGUCCUUCCCGGAGCCAAGGUAUCGAAAAUGGAUGCUCUACCGACAGAAUCCUACCUCAGACACCACCCAAAUCCAGCCAUGCGUGCACCACCACUACAUGACUUCUCAGACACACUGAUGAGACAGAAGGUCGCCGAAACCGUUAUCCAUCGUGUCAUUGGAGAGGAGCCACCGAGCGGCCCGAAGCUGGUUCACAAGCAGUUCAACUCGCCGAUCGGACUGUACUCGGACGGUAACAUCGAGAACACCGUGAGACAGACCCAGCAUCAGCAGCAGCUUCCACAGUCCCAGGCCGUACCAUCAAACGGAUUCACAAACCGCCAUCGGCCCACCAAAAUCGAAGGCUACAAGAAGACCGUCGUGUUUGAUCCGAGCAAGAGCGACACCUACCGUGCGCUGCAGGAGGGAGCCGGCGAGGGACUGCAGGAGGUGUCCGCGCCCAUCCAGCAGCGGACCUUCGCCCCGAACCGUUUGGUACCAGGAAAGAAGCCGAACGCCAACCACCCAGCUCCCCAGCCCGAAUACGCUCAGCACUUCAACUCGAUGGGAGAAUCGAACGAGAAGAUCCACCAGAGUGGAUCUUUCAGACGUUUAAUGUACCACGUGCUGUCGGAGACCGACUAUUAGGUGGUGACAUCCCCAGUUUAAAAAAAACACUCAACGCACCAUUAGAGCCCAGCAAGGAAUCAUCAAUCGCGUCAUCUCUUUACCGUGUUAGGACUUAAGUGAGGUGGAAUGAAGAGAAAGUUAGUUUAAAAAUUGUAUUUAUCAUACACACAUUUUUUUCGGAUUUUAAAAGAAACGCUUUUACUGAAAAAAGGAAGAAGAAGAAAAAACACUGUUUGUUACGAUACUGUUAUAUCUCAAGCUACACACAGGACUUAUGUUAUCGAGAGAAAAGAGAAAUUUAUUAUAUAUAUUUUUUGUAGUACACAUAACAAAUUAUUAGCACACACACACAAUAUGUACAUACAUUUAUUUAAUGCAACUCUGUUGAAGCAAAUAAUUUAUUUCUAUAUCGCAUAAAUAAAGCUACUCAAAAGUACAUGUUAACUCCAUUUUUAGUUUAUUUUCUGUUACAUUUUAAAGUCGAAACAUUUUAGUGCACUUGAUUUGCCACACUUUUUUUCUGCAAAAUUACAGGUUUGCAAAAUUAGGUGGGUAAACUCAGGUGCCACACUCGAGUGAAUGUUCUAGUCAAACUUCGUUAAACACUGAAAAUGAGGGCAGCAUUAUCUUGUUGUUAUUUGAUGGUUUUUCGAAAUAAAAUACACGCAAUUUAGUUUUAAAAGAGACGCUUGUUUAGCUUCCUCUGUCACUAGGUACGCGCGCACAUAAACGUGUGCUGAAAUUUUUCGUUUGAAACUGCGAACACGAAUUACGACGAGUGAAAGAGAUUUUGGCCACAGUGAACAAAAACAAAAACAAGCAGUAAAUUCUGUUAUAAAUAAUUAUUAUGGUAGAACGAGCUUUUUGUGACGAAGAAGGAAACGAACUAAAAAUUACUCAAUAAAGUUGUAAAUGAAAA
Molecule: messenger RNA, 2659 nt
Organism: Culex pipiens pallens (northern house mosquito)
Lineage: Eukaryota; Metazoa; Arthropoda; Insecta; Diptera; Culicidae
Gene: Zasp66
Product: PDZ and LIM domain protein 3
Exons: 9
Coding region: 454-1758 (434 amino acids)
Biological process (GO): actin cytoskeleton organization; muscle structure development
Cellular component (GO): stress fiber; adherens junction; Z disc
Molecular function (GO): muscle alpha-actinin binding; actin binding
Source: RefSeq, a predicted model, not a curated record